Molecule: messenger RNA, 1556 nt
Organism: Chilo suppressalis (striped riceborer)
Lineage: Eukaryota; Metazoa; Arthropoda; Insecta; Lepidoptera; Crambidae
Source: the annotation of a GenBank genome assembly
GCCAGUUUGAGUUUUGAAGCUAGCAUCUAGUCGCGGACGCGGGAAUCAGCGGUCCAGCCCAGCCAGUGCUCUCUCGACUGCCGAUAACCCGAGACGUGUUGCAAUGAACAGAUUAAUACUACUCGUGAUUUUAUGCGCGUCCACUCUCGCCGCUAGAUAUCAGUGCAAUCACAAGUCUGCUCUGCUGAUACUGAAAAGACCGGCGUAUGAAUUCUCCGUGAAACUCUUGGACAGGGUCGCGCAAGCCAGCGAUGCACACUUCGUGUAUUCACCGAUAUCUACUUGGCUUCAACUCUUGACAUUAUCCGAAGGUGCGCAUGGACAGACUUUGAAAGAAAUAUGGAACGUGACGAAGCACCUCAGACUAAAAUGCUUCAGAAGGAAGUGGAGAUCUAUAGUCAACAGAGUGGACACACAGCUGAAGGAUGUUUCGAAGAGAAGAGGUUUCAUGGUCGUAGACAAACUUAUGAAUGUCAAAAAGUCUUUCAUACUAGAAGUGGAGAGGUUGAAAUCCUUACAAGUGCUGAUGUUGGACUUCAAUUACCCGGUGACUGCAGCUGACAUAGCUAAUAAAGAAGUGGAGAGUGCUACUAACGGUGUAAUUGUGAAUGCGUUCACACCAUACGACUUUAACUCGACCGUGCUUCUCAUGGCUGACACUUCGUUCUACAAGAGCAACUGGAAGAUCCCGUUCAACACAGUCUACACGAGACCUGAGCCUUUUUACUCCGAAUUCGGUGUCGACGAAGGUGAAGUGAAUAUGAUGAACAGGAUAGAUUACUUCAACUACACCGAAAUACCCAGGAUAGGUGCCAAAGUCUUAGAAUUGCCUUGCGGUUCGGGUGACAGAGUGACAAUGCUGUUUUUCUUACCCACCACUGGUUCUAUAAGGGAUCUGUUUUUCUCCCUACAGAGGAUAAGGAUCAUGUCGAUCUUCAAUAAGUUUAAAGUUGACGGUGCUUCUUUGGUGGACGUGAAAAUCCCGAGGUUUAAAAUUACCACGGACAUUGAUAGCAUACCGGAGUUGUUGUACGAUAUGGGUGUUAAAAGGGUUUUCCAUCCGGAUUUGGCUAAUUUGAGGGGCAUAAGUGAUUUCAAAGUGUACGCUUCUCUGAUGGCACAAGUUGCUGAUAUUGAAGUGAACGAGGAGGGUGUGACUGCGACUGCAGUAGCCGACUUUCUGUUAGCAAACAAAGUAUCUAAAGAUUUUACCGCGAACCGUCCCUUCGCAUUUCUAUUAAUAGACAAAAGAACGGAACUAAUUCUCUUUGCCGGUACGUACUCCACGCCUCGUAAAUAUAAAUAAUACAAUUAUAAUUAUACUUUCAUUAAUAAUCAUUAAUAUUAUUUUUGUUAACAAUAUUUAUGACGAAUAUCACAUUAUACAGUUUCCAUUCAGUAGAUUAGCUUGAUGGGGAUUAAUAUAAUCUAAUUAACACACGUGACAUUGUACUUAAAGAAUCAAUGAAUAACAAAUCACAAUAUCAAAAUAAAGUAACAGAAUAACCCCUUAAUAUAUAAGCAAAUAUUUCGGUAUGAUAUUUGUGGAAUUUCCA